AUGGGGGAUUUGAACCAGAGAUCAGAAGAAGGCUCACUCCUUUUCAUUCCUCUACAGGGGGGCCUCCAUGCCUCUACGCAACCUGUUGAUGACAAUCUGGAGAGGUUUGAAGGGAUGCUUGAGCCAAUUGUAAAGCUUCUGGUUGCUAAGAGUGUUGAGCAGGCUGUGGAGGAGGCAAAACAGGAACAGCAGCUGCUCACGCUGCACAACCGAAGGCAACAGCUGCUGAAACACCAACAGCAGCAGUUGCUUGAAUUGGAGCAGCGCGAAGCAAGAAGGCACUUGCAAGCGCAGCAAGCAAUAAAGAACCAGCUGAUUGUGAAGGAACAUGAAACUCAGCUCUGGCGUCAUUUGUGGGUGGCACACAUUGGCACGACCCUGCUGGAUGAAGAUUCGUUUGACAAGAUAGUAAACCAGCUGGAUGAGGAGAGUUUGUUUUUUUCUUCAGCUGACAUGGUUACAGGCGAUUUCCUGGCUGAAGUCGCCAAGGCGGCUUCUGCCGAACUCAAGAAACGGAAGCUGCUUCUAGCAGACGAAUGCGAAAUAUACGCAUCACUUGCAGAGCUUGACCGCGCUGCGAAACUUGGGACUUCGGGAAGAAAGGCUACAAAUAUGUUGAAGCGCGAGUCCUUUGAGCCAUCGAAUAACUUUGAAGAGAUAGGACCCGAGCCAUAUUCAUUUCGUGACGCACUACGUUUCGAAGACACCGCGGAAAUGCAUCAGAAGGCUCAAGCCACUGUAGAAGCUGCUGCCGAUCUUGUCGCACUUAGCUUGCCGACAGUCUCCGAGCAGGACGGCCGUGGCCGGCAGCUGGCACUCAAAGCAGAAGCUGCGAGGCUCACAGAAGCCUUUGAAGAGCAACAACGACAACUUCUUUCUCCAGGGAGAUACAAAAUAGCUUCCGCAAGGGGAAGAGUUCUUCCGGGAGGCGCAGAAGGUCAAAACAACAGCAGCAGCUUCUGUCAACCUGGAUCUUUCCCUGCUAUUUGCAUUGGACCCUUCAAGUUAUACCGGAACCGCGACUCCGCAGCGCGUCAAAAGGAGUUCAUCAGCAUGGAAAAACUCCAGCAAAAAGUACAACAAAGGAUGUGCGACUGUUUCACCGAUAUGGCGGCAGUAAUCCGCACUUCUCAGGUCAUCUUUGAGGCGAAGGGGACGAGACUUUCGGAAGUAGAAGCCAUGCUAAACUACGAGUACGGCGAUUUACGCGUUCGAUUGGACAGGAAGAUCAAAUUCGCCAAUGAGGCUGAUCAAUUCGAGAGCGAGCUCGACAGUGAAGAAUCAAGGGAUAUCGAUUGA
Eimeria maxima is the source of this 1299-nucleotide messenger RNA. RefSeq lists its product as hypothetical. NCBI's taxonomy places the organism in Eukaryota, Apicomplexa, Conoidasida, Eucoccidiorida, Eimeriidae. The transcript is spliced from 7 exons. The record is from RefSeq and is a predicted model, not a curated record. Bases 1 to 1299 code for a protein of 432 amino acids.